Molecule: messenger RNA, 884 nt
Organism: Impatiens glandulifera
Lineage: Eukaryota; Viridiplantae; Streptophyta; Magnoliopsida; Ericales; Balsaminaceae
Exons: 1
Coding region: 3-710 (235 amino acids)
Source: RefSeq, a predicted model, not a curated record
GGAUGAAAGAUUUCUCAUUGUUGAAUCUGAACAACAGUUUUGGUGCAAAGAUGAGACGAGGAUUGAAAGGGUCCUGUAAUGGGGACGCCUCAACCUCGACUCUAAACCAACGAGUAUAUUCUACGGAUGGCCAAUCGAUUGACCAUCCGGUUUACGACUUUCCAAAAGUGGAAAGACAAAAGACGGUUGCUCCUACUCUUGAGGAGAUGAUACUUGAGUUAGACUUGGAGGAGCGAGCGGCGGCUAGACGGGCCAAGAUUGACCAAGAUGAGCGGAGGAUGUCGUGCGUGAAUUUCAAUAAUUCGGACAUUCUUCGAUCGGCGAGAAACGCGAUGCUGAACCAGUACCCGAGAUUCUCUCUUGACGGGAAAGAUGCUAUGUAUAGGUCUUCUUUUGUCCGCAACAAAAACCAGAAUGUUCCUUGUUUUGCGACUAGAUCUAGGUUUGUUGGUGGGGAGAGAGUGGUUUGGUGUAAACCAGGGGUUGUGGCUAGACUGAUGGGGCUCGAUGCGGUCCCUGUUCCGGUUAAUAAUGGGAUUUGGAGAAAUAAAGAGAAGGCUGCAGUGGUUGUGAAAACACGAAACAACUUGUUAUAUGGAGGAACGAGGAGAAGGGAAAAUGUUUGCGACCAUGGGUACUGUGCUGUCGGGCUAGCCAAUGGUGAAGAAGAAGCAGAAGUUGGCUGGCCCAUGCGGGGAAGAAACUUUUAGUAGCGAAAGCCGAGAGGGUCCCCAAACUAUGAGCGAAACAACGUCGCGGGUUAAAAAAUCAUUUUGUUGUUUCGGUUGAGUUUUGAUAUUGAGAUAUGAAUGAAAAAAUGAAUAAGUGUUUACGAUAAAUAAUAACGGAAUAAAACCAUAUUUUUUUCCAUGAACUUGCAGCCA